UUCUGACAAGAAUCUCUCCAAAUCCUUCCCCUAUCAUUGGAGAGAUUAACGCUGUCAUUGGAAAUGUAGAUUUUACAUUACACUAACCAUAUGUACCUCUGUACUUGAAAGAACGACCGUCGGAGCAUUUCAAUAUCUGAAGGUGAAGCGUCGGCGGCGGUGUUGAAGUCCCGUUGACGGUGAGUUUUACUUUGGAAUGUACACUGCUUAGAGGAAUCUUACAUUUAAUUAUCCAACCAGCACGUGAAAAGGGCAACCUUCGUAAAUUCAGUCGGUCUUCAUCAUAGACUUUCAUUUUUCAACGCAAUCACAACCAUUCAUUUCCAUCUUACAAGCUGAGAUUGACGGUGGAUGAUUAGAACCACCUUCCUCCGCAUUUCACUCCAUCACCUACGGCUCUGAACUAUAAAACUGACAACUCACAAUGCCUUCUAGGUAACAUCCAAGACGGACUUCAGCUUAUACAUAAGGCGAAGCACCUCAUAAGUCAGAACAAAAAAUUAUAGAGAAAGAGAAAGCAACCCUUUUGGUUCCUUUCUUUUCUCAACUCAACCCCUUCUUCUUCUUCUUCUUCUUCUUCUAGAUCUGUCACAUUGUUCAUUCCAGCUGAUUUCAAGCUUCAUAUUGCAAUGAGGGAAUACAGAGUACUCUGUUCUCUCAUAAUCUUGGUUCUUUUUGUAGUUAAUGAGGCUAAUGCUGAUAACCCAUAUAGAUUUUUCACAUGGAAAGUCACUUAUGGCAAUAUCUAUCCACUUGGAGUUAGGCAACAGGGAAUCUUGAUUAAUGGGCAGUUCCCAGGUCCUCAGAUUGAUGCUGUUACUAACGAUAACUUGAUUAUCAAUGUGUACAACUAUCUCAAGGAGCCAUUUCUUAUUUCUUGGAAUGGAUUACAGCAGAGAAGGAACUCAUGGCAAGAUGGAGUUUAUGGGACUACUUGUGCUAUCCCUCCAAUGAGGAACUUCACUUAUACUCUACAGGCAAAGGACCAAAUUGGCAGUUACUUCUACUUCCCAUCAACAGCUUUUCACAAAGCAGCUGGAGCAUUUGGAGGCAUUAGAAUUUGGAGCCGCCCCGGAAUUCCAGUUCCUUUUCCUUCUCCUGCAGGUGACUUCACAGUGCUAGCUGGUGACUGGUACAAGACCAAUCAUUAUAUUUUGAGACGAGUCCUGGAUAGCGGUAAAAACCUUCCAUCUCCAGACGGGCUUUUAAUCAACGGCCGAGGGUGGAAUGGAUAUACAUUCAAUGUUGAUCCAGGGAAGACGUAUAGGUUCAGAAUUUCAAAUGUGGGCAUUUCAGCUUCCAUCAACUUCAGAAUUCAGGGCCAUUCGAUGAAACUGGUGGAGGUAGAAGGAUCUCACACCCUCCAAAACACGUAUUCCUCUCUUGACAUCCAUUUGGGGCAAUCCUACUCUGUCUUGGUCACUGCUAAUCAGCCUCCUAAGGAUUACUAUGUCGUUGUUUCGUCUCGAUUCACUUCUCCGAUCCUCACGACGACAGCCGUACUUCACUACAGCAAUUCAUGGCAGAAAGUUUCUGGUCCAGUUCCAGGUGGCCCAACCACUGAGAUCGCUUGGUCUCUCCAGCAGGCUAGAUCGAUCCGAUGGAAUUUGACUGCAAGUGGACCUAGACCCAAUCCACAAGGCUCCUACCAUUACGGACUAAUCAAGACGAGCCGUACAAUCGUACUAGCAAACUCAGCUCCGGUUAUUAAUGGUAAGCAGAGGUUUGCUGUCAACGGUGUCUCAUUUGUUCAAGCAGACACUCCACUGAAAUUGGCUGACUACUUCAAGAUCCCUGGAGUUUUCAAUCUCAACAGCAUUCCCACCAAUCCCACUUGGGGAAAUGCCUACCUCCAGACCUCUGUCAUGGGUUCUAAUUUUCGAGAAUACAUCGAGAUCGUGUUUCAAAAUUGGGAAAACACCGUGCAGUCUUGGCACAUCAGUGGCUACUCUUUCUUCGUUGUUGGGAUGGAUGGAGGCCAAUGGACUCCUGCCAGCCGAGGUCGAUACAAUCUCAGAGACACGGUUGCUCGUUGCACAACUCAGGUAUAUCCAAAGGCAUGGACAGCAAUCUAUAUGGCACUUGAUAAUGUAGGAAUGUGGAAUGUGAGAUCUGAGAGUUGGGCAAGGCAGUACUUGGGACAGCAGUUCUAUCUCAGGGUUUAUACCUCAUCAACCUCUUUUAGGGAUGAGUUGCCGAUCCCCCGAAACGCUCUUCUUUGCGGCAGGGCCAGUGGACGUCACACGAGGCCACUUUAAGUUUCAAAAUGUUACAAUUUUUGUCACGAGUGGUGACAUGAUUCUAGACGAUGAUUGAUUCUGCGGAUGUUAGAUUAGCAUUCCUUUUGAAUAUAACUUCAAAAAGCUCAACUUGAGCUCUUGAGUCAAAUUUAUCCCCGCUUGCGUUUUGCUCUA
Messenger RNA from Cucumis melo (muskmelon), 2414 nucleotides. Its product is annotated as L-ascorbate oxidase homolog. Gene Ontology annotation, molecular function: oxidoreductase activity; copper ion binding. The transcript has 8 exons. The record is from RefSeq and is a predicted model, not a curated record. Bases 630 to 2258 code for a protein of 542 amino acids. Lineage: Eukaryota; Viridiplantae; Streptophyta; Magnoliopsida; Cucurbitales; Cucurbitaceae.